Molecule: messenger RNA, 4101 nt
Organism: Dunckerocampus dactyliophorus (ringed pipefish)
Lineage: Eukaryota; Metazoa; Chordata; Actinopteri; Syngnathiformes; Syngnathidae
Gene: hmg20b
Product: high mobility group 20B
Exons: 9
Coding region: 167-1045 (292 amino acids)
Biological process (GO): regulation of gene expression
Cellular component (GO): nucleus
Source: RefSeq, a predicted model, not a curated record
UCCGGCUCAACUUCCUGUUUUUUCCGGUGAGACGAAUAAUAUUUAUCCAAACGGAAUUAAAAAAAUAUAUAAUAUUCAUCGGUCGACUUCAUAUGUUUCCGUCACAGCGUAGUUUCGACGGAAUUUGUCUGACUUGGUGAACACCCAGUUGGACUGACAAGGAAUCAUGGGUGGGAUAAAACAGGAGCAGAAUGAUGCUCCGCAGCAGCCUAAAGCUUCACAGUCAACAGAGCACCCUCAAGAGGAGCCCAAGAAGAGAGGAUGGCCAAAGGGCAAGAAAAGAAAGAAGGUGCUUCCAAAUGGCCCAAAGGCACCAGUCACCGGCUAUGUCCGCUUCUUGAAUGAGCGACGCGAAGUUAUGAGGGCCCGAUAUCCUGACCUGCCUUUCCCAGAAAUUACCAAGCGACUUGGAGCAGAAUGGACGCGGUUAGCACCAAAUGACAAACAGCGGUACCUGGAUGAGGCGGAGCGUGAGAAGAUGCAGUAUGCUCAGGAGCUGAAGGAAUAUCAUCAGACUGAGGCGUAUCAGAUCACCAGCGCCAAGAUACAAGACAAGAGGAUUAAGAAAGAGGACAGUCCAUCUGUAAUCAUCAGUGCAAGUUCAGGAUUGCCAAAGGCGUCUGAGCUCCCAAGCAGGUUUGACAUCCCAAUCUUCACAGAGGAGUUCCUUGAUCAGAACAAAGCUCGAGAGGCGGAGCUGCGUCGACUUCGCAAGGCCAAUAUUGAGUUUGAGGAGCAGAAUGCGGUGCUGCAGAGGCACAUCAAGGACAUGUGCACCGCCAAAGAGCGCUUGGAGGCUGAAUUGGGGCAGGACGAGAAGCGCACGCAGGUUCUUCAUCAGCACUUGCUGGCCAUUAAACACACUCUGGUCAACAGUCUGUCUGCAGUUCCGCUACCAGGCACAGGUGAGACGGCAUCACUCGGAAAUCUGGACUCGUAUCUCAGUCGUCUCAGCGGAGUGCUGGAAGGCAACCCUCACAAGCACCGGGCUUUGCUCACGCAGCUUUGCGACAUCCUCUCUCAUGUGGACAGUGAGAAGCUAUAGGAGGGCAACCCCAGCCCCCCACCCCGAGUCAUUCCUGCACCAGGCGCACAAAUGUAAUGCACGGCAUUGUUGGGUCAAAUUGGCACCUUUUGAGGAUGUGGACAUCUGAAGGAAAGAAAGGGCGGUGCAUUCAGUCAAAAUUAUGUGACUUCAUGAUGUGUGCACACAACAUUUCCACGUUUAUGUUCCGUCUGCUUACUUCCUGAACAUGCAUUAAGCCGACAGUGGGGCUAUAAUUAAGUUUACAAGUAAUGCCGCUUGGCAUUGGUGGAUGGGAUAAUGUGUACGCAGAGUUAUUUAGCUGUAGAUAAAUACACAUUCAAUGCUGAGGAAUUUGCUUUUGACCUAACAUGGAUAAUGGAAUUUUACUGUCAUGUCAUUUUAUAUUUGUGAAAGUGUCUUUGUACUUUUAUUUCCCAAAUGCUGAUUGAACCAUGCUGGAAAUAUUUCCACCAGAAGGUAAAACCGAGUUUGUGUUUUUGUUCUUGUGAAACAAUUAGAAACAACUAUUCAUGUUAAUUCCAAAACAACAUACACUCAAUGUACUACAGAGAUCCAGUGAAUGCUCUAUAUGAAAAUGGCUGCCUUUCCAUAGAUAAUGAUAAUAAUGCUAAGAGUUGAUUGGUAUUAUUGUAUUUGAUUAGCUCUUAAAUGGGAUCUAAUUCAUUUGUGCAUGUGUUCCUGGUGUAGCCAGUACAUAAACAAGUUAUCCACAAUGUCUUAAAUACAAUUUCUGGCAAAAAUUAUGGAAUCGCCAGUCUCGCGGGAUGUUCAUUCAGUUGUUGGAAAAAAAAAGCAGAUCACAGACACAACACAAAACUAAAGUUAUUUCAAAUGGCAACUUUCUAGCUUUAAGAAACACUAAAAGAAAGCAAGAAAAAAAAUAAAGCAUUGGUAGUCUGCAACAUUUAUUUUUUUAGACCAAGUAGAGGGGAAAAAAUUAUGGAAUCACUCAAUUCUGAGGAAAAAAUUGUGGAAUCAUGAAAAAAGAACACUUCAUCACACCACUAGUACUUUGUUGCACCACCUACUGGCUUUUAUAACAGCUUGCAGUCUGAGGCAUGACUCAAAUGAGUGAGAAACAGUACUCUUAGUCAAUCUGGCUCCAACUUUCUCUGAUUGCUGUUGCCACAUCAGCUUUGCAGUUUGGAGCCUUCUCAUGGACCAUUUUCUUCGACAUUCACCACAGAUUUUCAGUUGGAUUGAGAUCUGGGCAAUUUGCAGGCCAUGACAUUGACCAUGUGUGUCUUUUUUUGCUCUAUGGCACGGUGCAUUAUCAUCUUGGAAAAAUGAUUAUAUCAUCUCCAAACAUCCUUGAAAUUGACGGGAUAAGAAAAGUGUCCAAAAUGUCUACGUAACCUUGUGCAUUUAUUGAAGAUGUAAUGACAGCCAUCUCCCCAGUGCCUUUACCUGACAUGCAGCCCCAUAUCAUCAAUGACUGUGGAAAUGUGCAUGUUUUCUUCAGGCAGUCGUCUUCAUAAAUCUCAUUGGAAUGGCACCAAACAAAAGUUGCAGCAUCAUCACCUUGCCCAAUGCAGAUUGACGUUUCAUUACUAAUAUGACUUUCAUCCAGUCAUCCACAGUCCACCACAUUGUUUUUUUCUGUUCAGGUGUUACUGGUGUCUUUCAAUUAACUUUUCUGUGCUUUCUUACAGUUCGGUCACAGACGUUGACUCCUGUUUCAUCCCAUUUGUUCCUCAUUUGUUUUCCUGUGCAUUUUCUGUUUUCAAGACAUACUGCUUUAAAGUUUUCAUGCUUUGAUGUCUUCCUUGAUCUACCAGUGUGCUUGCCUCAAACCACCUUCCAAUGUUGUUUGUACUUGGUCCAGAUUUUAGAAACAGCUGACUGUGAACAACCGACAUCUUUUGCAACAUUGCAUGAUGAUUUACCUUCUUUAAGAAGUUUGAUAAUCCAUUUCAAGUGACAUCUCUCAUGUUGGAGCCAUGAUUCAUGUCAGUCCACGUGGAGCAACAGCUCUCUGAGGUGUGAUCACUCCUUUUUAACUGUAGACUAACCAGCAGAUCUUAUCUGAUGCAGGUGUUAGAUUUGGGAAUUACAAUUUACAUGGUGAAUCCAUAAUAUUUUCCUCAGAACUGAGUGAUUCCAUAAUUUUUCCCUCUACUUGGUUUCAAAAAGUAACUGUUACUAUCACUUUUUUUUAUUAAUUUCUUUUAGUGUUUCUUAAAGCCAGAAAGUUGCCAUUUGAAACGACUUUAAUUUUGUGCCAUGUGUGUGAUCUGCUUUUUUUUCUACAAAAUAAAAUAACUGAAUGAACAUUCUCCGAGACUGGUGAUGUCAUCAUUUUUGCCAGGGAAAAUCCAGUCAUUCAAAUUUAAGGCCUUAAAAUGUCUAAAAUUCUCUUAAAAUUGUAUUAAAUGUCUUAAAUGCGACAUUUAAAAGGUCUUUAAAAUGUAUUGACAUUACUGUACUUGUAUUUAAAACAAAUUUUAAACUUUAGUCUUGCUAUAACAACGUUAUAGCAUACAUUGUAACUGAGCUUCCUUCAUGUCUUUUGUGCUUUUUUGGCAGUAUGGAUCUGAAAUGGGUUUUAAAUUAUAUUCAUUAUGGCCUUAAAAAAUGUCUUUAAAAGUCUUACAUUUGACUUGUUGGAACCUGCAGAAACCCGGUAAAAUAAGUAAAUUAAUUAGUAGGUCAUUGAUCAGUUAUAAGUCAUGAAAUCUUUCAACAGAUGGCACUAUUGGCCUACAUGGGACAUACAGUUUUCAACUGUUUAAACAACAACAUUUCGCUUUUUUGUUAUUUGCUAAAGCAAAGCAGUUCAAUGCAACCAGUUAAUUUGCAUUAAUACUUGUUCAGAUAAUAUUUUGAUUUGCUUUUACAAGUGAUCCAGCUGCAGGACCGGAACACCAUCAUUGCUGUGAUAAACAAUUGGAAAAAUGAAUAGAAUCAAUAUAAUCGUUAUACAUAUAGCUAUGCUCAAAGGCUUUUAUAAAAGAGAGAGGGACACAUGUUGCAUUUAUAAGCUAUUUCUGACACACAUUCAGACAUACAAAAUGCUGUAUUGCAGUUCUUAUGGCAUACAAUUCAGGUGUAAA